AUGGGCGCCCAGCCAUCGCAAUGCUGCGACGGGUGGGGGGACCGCAGCAUGGAGACGCCUGAGGAGGUGGAAGCGCAUCCGUGGACUGAGGAGGAUCCGUCCAAGAGCACAGGGCAGCUGCCAGGGUUGCCAGGCUCCAAGAUGCCAGCCUUCAAUCGGCCCAAGCAUGGGAGGAGCUUACUGGACCUGCUGCAAGGGAAGUGGCAUCGAAAAGAGGAUGGCCAACCCGUAGGUGACAUCAGUGGUACCUACAUCGUGUGGAACCCUCGGUGGCAGUUCCAGGAAGUGAUUUCGCCCAUCUCGGAGGAUGUCUCGGGGGCGGUGGUCAUCGAUCUUGAGAAGCAGUUGCAUUUUGGACGGCCCUACUUCGGCCCUGAAACGCUCAUCAGUUGGGGGGAUGGAGACCUUUGGGUCAAGAAAUCCGCAGUUUAG
Cladocopium goreaui is the source of this 432-nucleotide messenger RNA. The record is from the annotation of a GenBank genome assembly. Lineage: Eukaryota; Dinophyceae; Suessiales; Symbiodiniaceae.